Oncorhynchus kisutch (coho salmon) is the source of this 5760-nucleotide messenger RNA. Its product is annotated as proton-associated sugar transporter A-like. Gene Ontology annotation, molecular function: sucrose:proton symporter activity. Gene Ontology annotation, cellular component: membrane. NCBI's taxonomy places the organism in Eukaryota, Metazoa, Chordata, Actinopteri, Salmoniformes, Salmonidae. Gene Ontology annotation, biological process: transmembrane transport. The transcript has 9 exons. Bases 230 to 2581 code for a protein of 783 amino acids. The record is from RefSeq and is a predicted model, not a curated record.
GGAGUGUGACGUCACGUGUAAGGGACAGAGGAAGGGAGAGGAAUAGUGACGAAGGUUAAAGCAGGGAGAUGAAUGCAUCUCAGGAAAAAAAAUAUGAAUUAUCUAAUUCAACGUAAAUAUUAUAAGCAUAAAUAUGAUUGACUUGUUCACCAACAGAGAAUGCUGAAAUACAUGAGAGAGAAACACUGAUAAGUGUGUGCAGAGUAAACUGGGCUCACCUAACAGAGUGAUGUCCUCUCCAGGAAUGGGCACCCCCAGUGACCCUCUCUUGGCCAGCCCAGGAGGGAGGUCAUUAGAGAGGCCAUUGGGUACCACUAAUGACGGCCUCUGGAGGAGCUCCAUGCCCAAGGCGGCCAGCUUCCCAUCGUCUAUCACGCGCCUCUUGAGUCACCGUGCCAACAACUUCCAGAGACCCCCGAAGUGUUGGAAGCUGAUCAGACCAUCCCCGCCCCCACCGCCCAACACCCCCUGCCCUCUGGAUCAGCUGGACCUCAGUGAGCUACCCCCCCGCCGCACCUUCCCAGAGCUGCUCUUCAAUGGCUGCCUCCUGUUUGGCAUAGAGUUCAGCUAUGCCAUGGAGACGGCCUAUGUCACCCCUGUCCUGCUACAGAUGGGUCUGCCAGACCAGUUCUACAGCCUGGUGUGGUUCACCAGUCCUAUAUUGGGAUUCCUUUUCCAGCCUCUCCUGGGAGCUUGGAGUGACCGCUGUACAUCCCGCUUUGGCCGUCGGAGACCGUUUAUUUUGGCCUUGGCUAUAGGAGCUCUGCUUGGUUUAACACUGGUGCUGAAUGGGCGGGACAUUGGAGCUGCGGUGGCAGACACGGCAACCAAUCACAAGUGGGGCAUCAUACUGACUAUUUGUGGAGUGGUUCUGAUGGACUUCAGUGCGGACUCGGCAGAUAACCCCAGCCAUGUCUACAUGAUGGAUGUGUGCCUGCCAGAGGACCAGGAUCGUGGCCUCAAUAUUCAUGCACUACUGGCAGGUCUGGGUGGUGGAUUCGGGUACAUCGUGGGUGGAAUUAACUGGGACCACACUGAUUUCGGGAGAUCAAUGGGAGGUCAACUUCGAGUCAUAUACAUGUUCACCAGUGUCACUUUGGUCAUUUCCACAUGCAUGACCCUCAACAGCAUCCCCGAGCGGCCCCUGCCAAAGACGCAGCUUCAGAAGGGCUCUCUGAAGAGCCCCAGCCUCCCUCUCCUCCCCUCUCCCCCAGACCCUCAGGGGGCAGGGCUGGGAUUGGAGGAGGAAGAGGAAGUGACUGGGCUCAAUAGCUACCAGUUCUCUGAACCCCGCCCCUCGAACCCUGACGCCAACGCACGCCUCUGUGCCAGCCUCACCAGCCCCAUCUCCCCCGUCAGCCCGCUCACUCCUAAAUAUGGCAGCUUUAUCAGUCGGGACAACUCUCUCACUGGCAUUAACGAGUUUGCCUCAUCCCUGGGAACCUCCUUUAUAGACAGUGUGCUCAUCGACUGCUACACUGGACAGCCAUCACCACAGCCCCUUGACCCAGACACUGCAGCCCGACCCCUGCCUCCAGGGGACACCCUACCUCUCCAGGGAUCUCAGCCUGGAAUAGGUUCACAGUCUGGAGCAGUGACAGUGACCCUGGCCAAGGCAGGGGAGGCUCAGAUGGGGGGAGGGCCCCAUCGAGGUUCAUCCGCUAGUAUCUUGAAGCGCCCUCAGAGCCUUGCGCUAGUGGAGGAGUCCAUGGUGACCCAGAGUGGAGGGAUGAAAAAUGGCCGCAGAAGAACAGUGACCUUCAGUCAGCAGGUGGCAAAUAUUCUGCUGAAUGGGGUGCGCUAUGAGAGUGACCUGAGUGAAAAUGUGGAGACAGCAGAUUCACAGAUGUCAAUGAGGAUGUUGUGUAUCGCCAUCUACAGGAUGCCUCCAUCACUGCGCAGCCUCUGCACUAACCAUUUUUUGGGUUGGCUGUCCUUUGAGGGCAUGCUGCUGUUCUACACUGACUUCAUGGGGGAGGUAGUGUUCAAGGGAGACCCCAGAGCACCCCAUGACUCUGAGGCCUACCAACGCUACAAUGCUGGGGUCAGCAUGGGCUGCUGGGGCAUGUGCAUCUAUGCAUUCAGUGCUGCCUUUUACUCAGCCAUGUUGGAGAAGCUGGAGGAACGUUUCUCCCUCCGCUCUCUCUAUUUCUUUGCCUACCUGGUGUUUGGCCUUGGCACAGGCCUUGCUACGCUCUCCACCAACAUUUAUGUGGUGCUGUCUCUCUGUAUCACCUACGGGGUGCUCUUCUCCACUCUAUGCACGCUACCUUACUCUCUGCUGUGUGAAUACUACCAGAGCCCGCAGUUCUGUGGAUCGUCAAAAGAAGGCACCAGGAGAGGAAUGGGGGUGGACAUCUCUCUGCUCAGCUGCCAGUACUUCCUGGCUCAGAUCAUAGUGUCCGUGUCGAUGGGACCUCUGACCUCACUGGUAGGCGGGGCCCAGGGAGUGAUGUACUUUUCCAGCGUGAUGUCAUUCGUGGGCUGUCUGUACUCCUCCCUCUGCGUGGUGUACCAUCUGCCCCCGACUGAGGGUGAGCCUUCAGGAAGCGAGACCCAGCCACUACUUGUGCACAUUUAGCCCCCCUCACUGCUCUACACACUCUCGCACUGCAGUCACAACACACACUGCAUAUAGUCUACACACUGUCACUCUCUCACACUGCUCAGCAUAGCUCCUCUCAAGAGCUUAGACCGACAGACACAUUGGCCACUGUUAUCAGUAUGUUGGAUAGUGUGUCCAUGCAUUUCUUUCUGCUCAUUUCCACUAAAACAUGUGAUGUUGAUGGCGUGUCUGUGUGUGCAUGCCUGAUUAUUCUGCUGUCAGUAGUCUUUUUUGUCAUCACUACUUCUUGAUUUUGAUGUUAGGUUUAGGCUGCUGCCCACCAAAUAUAAAAUACUUAUAGCCUCUACAUCCCGUUAUUAAUGAAAACUAUGUUUGAGGGGGUUCAUUGUUUUCGUCUUGUCUAAUAUCUGCUUGCGCUGUAGCCUCAAUGCCUUCUGUUUUCGUCUCAUGGCCAAGAGAAUGUUUACCUGCCUGUUUCUCUGAGUUAGCACAUCCCCCUGUAAGCAGGUUUAGGGACUGUCUGAGUCACCAAUGACCUUUGCUUGAAGCCCUAAAUUCCUGUAAGCACAGUAACACAUCUAUUGUACAUCUACACACAGACACACAAUACAACACACACGCGCCAUAUAGUACUGCAUUCACUCGGUUUGCACUAUGUGAACAUUAGAGCCAAGCAUGUGCCCUCUGAUCAGGCUUAUAUCUUUCUCACCAGUCAACCAGAUUAUUAUGGUCAUUAUUUACCAUUUUAACUUGACGGUCCCCAAUGCGUUCACAAACAUACACACAAACAAACCCUUUACUAAGCCAUGGACUUCAAUCUGACCUGUCACUCAGCUACUGGUGUGACCGUUGUAAUGACAGUGAUUCUUGUCAUUACCAGGAAGAGAAGUUGAAACUGGGGUGUGAUUCGGCAUUCCAUCGGAAACUGAACAGAAAAGAAGAACAACAAAUCUGUUGUUUGGUGGCAAGAAAUAAUUCUAGAAAAUACAUGUGAACUAUGCUAUCGAUGAUGGAGCUGGACAACUUUGAGGGAAGAAUUUUGGGUUCAUUUUUGCCAACAGCAAGUGCUUAUUUUCACCACUAGGGCACAUGCUUUAAUUAGUGUUUAGGCUUGUUUCACCACACCAGACCCAAACUGGCUCACUGGAGUGGUCCUCUCACAUUUGGGAUAGUUAUCCAGUCUCCUCACACACCACACUUAUUCACUGUCAUUCAUUUAGAUUCUAUACAGCUGAAAUAACAACAUUUCGUCUUCCAUGUUCACCAAGCAGCCAAUGAAAACAUUGGUGAAAUCAUAAUUACUUUUCUAUUUUUAUUUAUUUAAAUCUUGAACAGGCUAAAAUAGCUUGCUUGGCAUUGCUUGCCUUGGACAUCACAAUGUAAUUGACACUUUUUUAAUAAAUUGUCACAACUCAUGCCUGCGUGAGUCACCGAUAUCUGGUGAUGGCUCAGCGGAAUGUUGAUCAGGGUCUCCCACUAAAGCCUCCCUAACAGACUGGACACACGCCAUGAUGAUGUCAUGUGUCUGACUGGUUUCUUGUGAGGACACAGGACCUGUAUGGAGGACCAGCAUGCUGUUACAACUUGCUUCAAUUCAACAAAAUGUCUAGUAUUUUGCAAAAAAAAUGUGUCUUCUGAUGGUUAUUUUUCAUCCAUAAUUCCAAUAUUAUGUUAAUGUAACAGCUACUUAACCUCAGGGUUCAGAGUUCAAUUAAAAUAACAUUUUUCACUUUUUGGGGUCUGUUUUUUAUUUUAUUUAUUAAACUCACUUUAGCAUAGAAUGUCAAGUGUCUUAUAGGUUUUCUAUCUAUGCAGAUAAUUAUGUAUAUUCUAAGUUUCCUUUAUGAUCAGUUUACUUGUAAAAUGUUGGUAUUAGAUUUACAGCUAUUAUGUAUUUUGCAUUCAGACAUACAGUAUUAUGUAACCACUCUUUAUAACUGGUCACUGACCUGAAAACCUACAUUCACAUAACCAUGUGAUAACAGUUCUAUCAGAGUAGUGAUUGUCACCAAUCAGCCCUGCCUAGAGUCAACCCACAAUACCAGUUUGUACCACUAGGUGGAGCUGUAAACUGCAUCAUGUCAGGAGGACUUCAAUGGAUUGAUGUGUCCAGACAGUUCAAUGGAAAAAGCCAGAUGCUAAGAUUAUGAGUCCCUCCCUCUCCCAGUAACAACGAUCAGCUUGAGAAUUACUCCUGUUCCUCAAACUAAACCAUUCAUAUUCAGUCUUAUACUAAAUGAGGUCAACUGACAUCAAUGCUUACAUGGCUAGGACAAUUUUAACAAUUUAAUAAGAUAUACUUUCAGUUCAAACACUAGUAUCACAAUUGUAAUUUGGUUAUAACACUAAAAAGCUAUUCAGCAUCUUAUUUAAGAAUGGAAGCAAAAAAUUAAAAAAUCGGUAAAAAGACAAGACUGAUUUAUUUAAUCAUCAAGAACCAGAAUAUACAAAGCAGUGGUCGAAGCAACCAAAUAGCAAUCAUGAAAUAUAACUGCACAAGAAGAGACUAAGAACACCAGGGUGGGAAUGAUAUUGAUAAAGACCGUUGUAGACACAAUUUCUGAGUCACCCAGACAUAACAUAAUAACCUAAAAUGAAACCAAAAAAAGAAACAGUAUCUUGGGUACAAAUGGUACAAACGUGUGUGAAAUGCAUACAGAACAUGACCAAAGCCUUAAGAUUUAAGAGGGGGUAAUUAACAUUGCAGAAGCCAGCCCCCCAAACAGGGUCAAGCGUCUUUUAUCAUGGAGGCAUUCUUCCAUUUGUGCCAUCUGUUGUGUUAACAGAUCAGCCUGGAAAAGGAUUAACUACUAGCAGCAGUAAACAAAAAGGAUUAAAAAAGCCUGAAUUAAUAAUGCUAACAAUAGUCCAUUAGCCCCUGCUUAAAACUUAUCUUUGGUCUUCAGUGAGUCUGAGAAGUCACCCUGAACAUGUGGAGAAGGUUACAGCUGUUUGUCUCUGAAUCAGCUGGUCAGCAGUUAACUAUGUAGAGAAUGUGCUUAACUCAUACGAAUACAAAAUAACAAAACUGAUAAAAUAGCACAGAUUGUUUUGUUAAGAUUGCUUAAGAAACCAAUAAAUAACAGUUUAUAAAAAGAGAGGAGCGGCCUCUAUGUUUUAGGACUCCAGUGCAAUGUAAUAUCUUGGAGACAAACAAAAUCUGUAAAGCAUACAUAAAGCACAAGCUCUACAAG